GCGUGUGUACGCAAGAGAUGUUACCAGACACACGACUCACCUUGAACGGCACUCGAUAUAUAGAUCACCGCGCGGGCUAGGAAGUGACUUAGUUUCGGACCCGUAGUUCAGCAACGAUGUCGUCGACCAAGUGCGCGAUCGCGGCAGGUCUGCUGCUAGUCAUCGCCGUCGGGAUGACCCUGGCGGCACCCCAGAAGCCAUCGGAGCAGCAGCAGCUUCCGGUGAAGGACGGGCAGUUCAACGCGGUGAAGAGUGAUCCUCAGGGAUCGACGGCGAGGAACAACGAGCGGAAAUUGAGGAAGAACGACGAUGGCGAGGAAACGCUGGAGGAAUUCCAGGCCAAGUCGGCGCACUACUCGUACGACUCGUCGAUCGACGACUCGAUCAUGGACCAGAAGAUCACCCGACAGGAAACUCGCGAGGGGUUAGCGUUGAAGGGCAUGUACGCGUACAGUGAUGGGUUCUACAAGCGGGAGGUGCACUACGUGGCGGACGAGAAGGGCUAUCGGGUGGUGAAGGAGAUCUCGAUCCCGAUCGGUGACGGACCCCAGGUUGACCCCAACGGUAAGGCGGACGUGUCGUCUUCGUUGUCCGGCAAGUACUCGAUCACCGCUGAUGACAUCGCGAGGCCGAUCAAGAAGAACGCAAAGAAGGUUGUUUAGUUGGAGUUAUUUAUUGUUCAGAUGAAUAAAGCGAAUGUUUUAAGAUCGUA
This is a messenger RNA of Culex quinquefasciatus (southern house mosquito), 712 nucleotides long. RefSeq lists its product as uncharacterized. The record is from RefSeq and is a predicted model, not a curated record. NCBI's taxonomy places the organism in Eukaryota, Metazoa, Arthropoda, Insecta, Diptera, Culicidae. The coding region runs from base 117 to 662 and encodes 181 amino acids. The transcript has a single exon.